UGCCUAAGAAUAGCGGCCGGCAAUAUCUAUAUCAGCCUCGAAGCUAGUGCUACUCGAUAUUCCAUCUGAUUUUCUAGCAUGUCCGAACAAACUGAAACCACCACCACGGUCUUGCCGUUGGAAAUCAUCGACAAGUGUAUCGGCUCCCAGAUCCACGUCAUCAUGUCAUCCCAGGACAAGGAAUUUGUGGGAAAGUUGGUCGGCUUUGACGACUUUGUCAACAUGGUGUUGGAGGACGUGACCGAAUACGCCUCCAAUGGUGAAAAAGUCACCACCAGGUCCAAGAUGUUGUUGAACGGGAACCACAUUGCGAUGUUGGUCCCAGGUGGUGCUGGCCCCCAGUAGCUAGGCUGAUGCCUUGGGCGUUUUAAGGAGCCAAGAAUAUCUUGUGCGAGCACUCUAAGGGCUAUCCCUGUCCAAGCAAGCCCCGGUGGCAAUCCCUUUGGGUUUAUCUGAUAAUCAUCGUCUUCCCCAUAGGGGUCGCUGGUGAUGGAACCUUGCUUCAAGGUGUGUACUAUACAUUGUAUGUUACUUUCGUUUUAAUUGCAUAUUCGACG
Molecule: messenger RNA, 557 nt
Organism: Babjeviella inositovora NRRL Y-12698
Lineage: Eukaryota; Fungi; Ascomycota; Pichiomycetes; Serinales
Product: RNA-binding protein
Exons: 2
Coding region: 79-345 (88 amino acids)
Biological process (GO): mRNA splicing, via spliceosome
Cellular component (GO): Lsm1-7-Pat1 complex; U6 snRNP; U4/U6 x U5 tri-snRNP complex
Molecular function (GO): RNA binding
Source: RefSeq, a predicted model, not a curated record